AAGCGAGAGCUCGAGACAGGAAGGACUGCUGAGCACUGAAUGCUAACAAGGGGGAGAGAGAGUACAUGUCCACGGCGAGCGGAAAGGUGGGGGGUUCAACAGCGAGAUAUGGAGAAAUACAAUUAACCUGCAAUGUGCCAACGCCAAACUCACGCCGAUCAUAACCAUCCUCACCACCGAUCAUCAUCACCAUCAUCAUCCUCACCCUCAUCACCACCACCAGCGGCAACGGCGCGUCCGACCUCGUCUUUUUUCUCCUAAGAAGUGAAAUGUAUCGGGACUGCAUGGGAUCUUUCUUCUGACAAUGGAGAUUGAGAAUAUCGUGGCCAACACCGUGCUGCUGAAGGCGAGGGAAGGAGGCGGAGGGAAGCGUAAUGGACGGAGCAAGAAAUGGAAGGAGAUGCUGAAACUGCCUCACAUCAGUCAGUGUGAGGAACUGAGACGCACAAUUGAGAGGGAUUAUACAAGCCUUUGUGAAAAGCAGCCCAUUGGACGUCAGUUGUUUCGUCAAUUCUGUGACACUCAGCCCAAAUUACGGCGCUGCAUAGAGUUCCUGGAUGCUGUGGCAAUGUAUCAGGUGGCUCCGGACGAGAAGAGGAGAGACGCCGGUUUAAAUAUUUUAGACACAUAUUUUAAUAACGGGUCGGCCGCUCAUCUACCAGAGAUCGCUCAGGAUGUGGUCGGGGAAUGCAGGCAGAAACUGGAACAGAGUCCAUGUAAAGAGCUGUUCCAGGAGUGUACCAGGAUAGUUCGUGAAUAUUUAAGUGGAGCUCCAUUCUCAGCUUAUCAGGAGACUAUGUACUUUUCCCGUUUUCUUCAGUGGAAGUGGUUGGAGAGGCAACCAGUAACCAAAAACACAUUCAGACAUUACAGGGUAUUGGGCAAGGGCGGAUUUGGUGAGGUUUGUGCCUGCCAGGUUCGUGCCACUGGUAAGAUGUACGCCUGUAAAAAGCUGGAGAAGAAACGUGUGAAGAAAAGAAAAGGUGAAGCAAUGGCAUUAAAUGAAAAACGCAUUUUAGAAAAAGUUAACAGUAGUUUUGUAGUUAGUUUGGCAUAUGCGUAUGAGACUAAGGACGCUCUAUGUUUGGUGUUGACCAUAAUGAACGGUGGUGACCUGAAGUUUCAUAUCUAUAACAUGGGAAACUCAGGUUUCGAUGAGCAGCGGGCCAUCUUUUACGCAGCGGAGAUCUGUUGUGGAUUAGAGGAUCUGCAUCGAGAACGGAUCGUCUACAGAGACUUGAAACCAGAAAAUAUUCUGCUAGAUGACCGUGGGCACAUCCGUAUUUCUGAUCUGGGACUGGCAGUGCAAAUUCCAGAGGGCGAGACGAUACGAGGGCGUGUUGGCACAGUGGGGUACAUGGCCCCAGAGGUCAUCCAGAAUGAGAGCUACACCUUCAGUCCUGACUGGUGGGGUUUGGGUUGUCUAAUAUACGAAAUGAUUCAGGGUCAGUCUCCUUUCCGUCGCCGUAAAGAGCGAGUGAAGAGAGAGGAAGUGGACCGGCGAGUUUGUGAGGACCAGGAGGAAUAUACUGAGAAGUUCGCAGAAGACGCUAAAGACAUCUGCCGUCAGUUGUUAUGUAAAGAUCCAAAGGAGCGCUUGGGCUGUAGGGGCAGUGCAGCGGCUGAAGUCAAAAUGCAUCCCAUUUUCCGCAACAUCAACUUCAAGCGGCUGGAGGCCAACAUGCUGGACCCGCCGUUCUGUCCAGACCCAAGAGCAGUUUACUGUAAGGACGUCCUGGACAUAGAGCAGUUUUCGACAGUCAAAGGUGUAAACCUGGACCCGACAGAUGACGAUUUCUACCACAAGUUUGUAACAGGGAGUGUCUCCAUCCCAUGGCAAAAUGAGAUGAUUGAGAUGGAGUGUUUUAAGGAGAUUAACGUGUUCGAGAUGGACGGAGUGCUGUGUGCUGAUCUGGAUGUGAACAGACCCAAUCCAGCACCGAAGCGAGGAUUCUUCUACCGUUUAUUUCACCGAGAGGCAAGUGGUAGUGCAUCGCCCGCCGUGCUCAGAGGGGGAGGGGCUUGAGGUUUGUUUUGGGAGUGCCAACAGUGAGGAGGAGGAGAAAGAGGAGAAGGAGGAGGAGCCAUCUUGACUUAAAACCACUCCCACUUCCCAUCAGCUGCCAAUCAGAAUGCUAAACGUAUGAAUGUUCAACUGUAUUUAUGAACUGUAUCAAACUGUAUCAUAAUUAAAGAAAAGGGUAUGAGUUUAAAGAAUUUUGUACAUUUGUACUUGAAUUAUGUGUAGAUGUAUAUUUUCACUAAAGGUUGUAUUGUACAAAAAGCCAUAGAAAUACCACUUGAAUGCAUAUAUAAUGUUUUUAUUGUUAUUAUUUUUCAUCUGUACUGAAUAUGAAAUGUGUAUUUCUUUUUAAGCACAAUAUAAACACUCACCUUUUGUUUCGAAUGCUAACGCUCUGUUAGCACUGCCUUUGUUUGUAUUUUAACUUAGAUCGUUUGGCUGGACAGAUCCGCCGCGCUUCUUUUGUACAGCAGGGUAAGAUCAAUCACACAUAAAGAGAGAGCAGUACAAAUGAUCUAUUCAUAUCAUAACAUUUAUAGUGGUCAACCAGAAUGCUAAUAUCAAAAGCAGGGGUGGCUGAUGGCCAAAUAAAAACAAAAAAACAAACUGUAUAUAGCCUAGAUAUAUAAAAACGAGGUUCAAAAGUCUGAGAAUACCUAGUAAAAUGCUUCAGAAUAGUUAUUCUGAAAAAUCUGGACUGAACAAUGAAUUGCGUGCAAUAAUAACACUUUUGUUAAGCAAUAUGUGGCUAAUUUUGAGAUUCGAAUAGUUUAAUAUUAGCAUAAUGUUGAUCUAUUAAAACAUUAAUGACAAUUUGACAGCUGCACUCCUCCCCUCAAUUGUUGUCAAAUUUGACAUAUGUUUUUUUUCAACCCAGGCUCAUCCUGAAAACAUACCCCUAUAUACAUUUCUGGAGAGUGCCAAAUACGUCCCAGGAGCUACUUUUUUGCGGUUUUUGUUUUUGCGAAUCCACUAUUGGCCUCUUUGUAAGCUUUUUCAGAUCUCAAAUUUCUCUCGCGAGUGCCAUUCAUGCCUGCUGUUCUCACGUAAAUCCACCAGAGGCCGCUGUCGACAGAAUAACUGAUCGACUGACCCACCCUCCUUCUUCCCUAAACUCAACCAAUAGUGUUUUAAAAAAGCACCGAUUGACCCGCCCACCUCCUUACCUAAACCCAACCCACAGUUUUAAAAAGUAAUCCAGAAAAAUAAAAGCCCUCGACUGAUUUUUACCACAUUUUCAGAUUUUACCACAUUCUCACCCUGUUAUUUACUUGUUUAUUUUAUUUUUCGGCUUACCUGCUUUCUGGAACCAUUCGAACCCCGUCGUUGUGGUCAAGUCCGCCGACGUACAUGGCAAGCUUCUGGACACACUGGUAACAGCAGAAAAGCUGUUCACAUGAAGGUAAUCGGUCUGCUGGUAAGCGCGAAAAGGAAUAGCUUCAUACCGCCCCGUAGCGUUCAUUUUAAAGACAAAAUGCAUCUAUAAGUACCUCUGGCUACAUAAUUCGCAAUCUUCAGAAAUGUAUAUAGAGGUACGUUUUCAGGAUGAGCCUAUGUUGUUUUUCUUUGUUUUUAAAAUGUUUAUUUUUAGGGUUAAAUUGAAUAAAUAACUCCAGAUUUUCAGUGUGUCCUCAGACUUCUGAACCCCACUGUGUGUUGACCUCAUUGACAAGCUGUCUGGAUUUUGUACAAAAGGAAAGUGUUCAUACAUAUGUUAAUGAUAAUGGGUGUGCCAAUAGCUAGUGCCAAUAACCUCCGAAUGACCAAAUAUCAGAUGAUUAAUAAGUCCAAUCCAAUGACUAAUAACAAUGUGCAUCAUUUGGGUUGUGGAAGUAUAAACAUCAUUCAUUUUCUCCAUAGGGAAAUAGAUUUUUUUAAACUGAUAACUGCAGUUUUGUUGUGAGCUGUGAGGUUCUUAAUUGAUUGUAUAUGGUGUUGCUGAACUUGUCUAUUCACAUUAAAUAACUUUUUUUAUUUCAACAGUCAUUUUGGAUUGUAGAAUUUGGCCAUAACAACUACAUUACCCAUGAUGCUGUGCAGAAAACCAACCAAUCAGACAGUUUCAGUGUUUUUGAUUGUAGAAUUUGGCCAUAACAACUACAUUACCCAUGAUGCUGUGCAGAAAACCCAUCAAUCAGACAGUUGCAGCUAACAAAGCAACUUCACAUUAAAUCACUUUAUUAUUUCAGCAGUCAUUUUGGAUUGUAAAAUUUGGCCAUAACAACUAUAUUACCCAUGAUGCUGUGCAGAAAACCCACCAAUCAGACAGUUGCAGCUAACAAAGCAACUUCACAUUAAAUCACUUUUUUAUUUCAACAGUCAUUUUGGAUUGUAGAAUUUGGCCAUAACAACUACAUUACCCAUGAUGCUGUGCAGAAAACCAACCAAUCAGACAGUUGCAGCAAUUUUGAUUGUAAAAUUUGGCCAUAACAACCACAUUACCCAUGAUGCUGUGCAGAAAACCUACCAAUCAGACAGUUGCAGCGUAUUUGAUUUUAGAAUUGGGCCAUAACAACUACAUUACCCAUGAUGCUGUGCAGAAAACCCACCAAUCAGACAGUUGCAACGUAUUUGAUUGUAAAAUUUGGCCAUAACAACUACAUUACCCAUGAUGCUGUGCAGAAAAUCCACCAAUCAGACAGUUGCAGCGUAUUUGAUUGUAAAAUUUGGCCAUAACAACUACAUUACCCAUGAUGCUGUGCAGAAAACCCACCAAUCAGACAGCUGCAGCUAACAAAGCACGUCAAGAGAUCUCAAAAUAUUUUGCAAUAAACUUAAAAUCUGGAAAAAACAAACACGUUUAACAGAAUAAUUUCAUAUUCCUUAAUUGUUUUAAUCCGAUUAUGUUAUUUGCAAUGCUUUAUGGGAUUGUAGUUCUUUUUCUCGUUAAACCUGUUCAGUAUGUCUUGUACUUCUCAGAUUUGUAAGGUUAGGAUUCACCUCAAAUGGUUAGACAGUUUUAUUACUUAAAAAAAUUAUAUAUUUUAAAUCCCUAUGGUAAAAUGAAAGAGCAAAUACUUUCAGAAAAGGUGGACGUCAGUACUAUGAAAUUGUUCUUUUAUUGAAUCCAUGCAGCUUUAACGAAAUGCAUGAAAGCAGUAAUCUGUGCAUCGGGUGACAUAUCCCUGUAUUGGUUGGGCAUUAACAAGACACAUAUGUAUGUUAAUUACUGUCACCGUAGCUUUCAGAUGCAUCAACGACAGGGAAUCCGGCAUGUUGUGCAACGAUAGACUAAUAUGAGUUUUUUUUUCAGUGGCAGAUAAUCGAUAUCUAGUAUCUAGUAAUAUGGACAUAUACGUAAAUAAGUGACUGAAUGAUGGCAUAUUACACUAUAUUUACUCGAAACCCACAUACGAUUAAAAAUAUAAAAUGUUUACUAUCCUUUAACAUGGCUGUUGUUCGAUUUUUGGAGUUGAUACAAGGAAAUGUUAAUUACUCUAGCUAUGCGUCAGUAGUUUUUGGGCCGCUAAUCUGAAAAGAUUUAUUUUUUCUGUUUUGUUUGCUAAUAUCCACUCUCAUGGUUACCUUUAGUGCCAUCAGGAAUCUUUAAACCAACGAAAUAAGCUUCAUCUUUGAAUUUGCUCUUGAACGAGCUGUCGAUUUUGCCUUAGGUGUCAUGUGUUUGGUCGAUAUCCAAAACGGAGUAUUGAUCGAUCCGUUAACGAUAAUCAUAUGAUGUAAUUAAUGACUGUGCAGUUUGUUCGUUAUACACAUGCACAUUUUACGUUUUGCUUUGUAUGUAUUUGUAUGGCAUAUUUUAAUCGCAAUGAAGGCUUCCAUUCAGUGAUGGGAAUUAGCAGCUCGAUCUUACGAGAAACUAUUUUACAUGUUGUCAGAAAAGUGGCUAACUCGUGCAAAUUUGUACGAUUUCAUUUGCAUGAAAACGUAAGAUUUUUUUAAAAGUAGGAGUGGCCCCAGACCCCACCCAUAACCAUACCCCUCAUUGGGUGGAUUAGCAAACCUUAUUAAAUUGUACGAAUGAGAUCGUACAAAUUAGUAUGAAUUAGCCACUACAUCAAAAAGUUACGAAUUGAGAAUUGCGUUGGAAUUAGUCUCAAAUGUAUCAUUCGUAAAUUGCGUUAUAUUGCAUUUGAUUUAAAUGAAGAAAGUGGAAAUUAGUUUUGCUUCCAUUCAGUGGUGGGAAUUAGCUGCUCGACCUCACGAGGAACUAUUUUACGUGUCAGAAAAGUGGCUAAUUUGUAAAAAUGCAUACUAUUUCAUUUGUAUAAAAAUGUAAGAUUUUUAAAAAGUAGGAGUGGGCCCCAAACCCCACCCCUAACCCUACCCGUCAUUGGGUGGAAUUAUUGAACCUUAUCAAAAUGUACAAAUUAGAUCGUAUAAUUAAAACGAAUUAGCCAGUACAUCAAAAAGUUAAAUAUUGAAAAAUGAGUUGGAAUUAGUCUCAAAUGUAUCAUUCGUAAAAUUGCGUAAUCUUACAUUUUAUUUAAAUAUAGAAAGUGGAAGUUUUGCUUCCAUUCAGUGGUGGGAAUUAGCAGCUCGAUCUCACGAAGAACUAUUUUACAUGUCAGAAAAGUGGCUAAUUCGUACAAAUGCAAACGAUUUCAUUUGUAUAAAAACGUACGAUUUUUAAAAAGUAGGAGUGGCCCCAUACCCCACCUCUAACCCUACCUGUCAGUGGGUGGAAUUAUCAAAUCUUAUUAAAAUGUACGAAUUAGAUCAUACAAUUAAUAUGAAUUAGCCAGUACAUCAAAAAGUUACGAAUUGAGAAUUGCGUCGGAAUUAGCCUCAGAUGUAUAAUUCGUAAAUUGCGUAAUAUUACAUUUGAUUUAAAUGGAGAAAGCGGAGAUUAGUUUUGGUCUAAAAAAUGCUUUUGUCUUUUGAAAUCAGAAUCCCAACCAAUGGCGUGAGUUGGGGGCGGGGCUACGACAUGCUUUAGCACUGACAGUAAAGCUGAAAUAGGAACCAUUAUUUUACCUCCAUCACCCAUUUCUCUCUUUAUGAGGAUCUUUAUGGUCCCGUUUGCAAAGCUGUGAACUGAAAAACUCCUCUUCUGUUAUUGCCAAAUGUGUGCAUGUUCUACUGUAUCCAUGGUUUUACAAGAGGAUGAGCACUCACUUUAGUUGACAAUAAAAUUAUGAGUUGA
Molecule: messenger RNA, 7127 nt
Organism: Danio aesculapii
Lineage: Eukaryota; Metazoa; Chordata; Actinopteri; Cypriniformes; Danionidae
Gene: grk4
Product: G protein-coupled receptor kinase 4
Exons: 16
Coding region: 305-2026 (573 amino acids)
Biological process (GO): signal transduction; regulation of signal transduction; protein phosphorylation
Cellular component (GO): cytoplasm
Molecular function (GO): ATP binding; G protein-coupled receptor kinase activity
Source: RefSeq, a predicted model, not a curated record